AUGGCGGGUGCGAGCGAAAAACCGCAAGGAUGUGAAUAUGGCGACAAGGAAGAAGAAGCAAAGGGUCCUAAGAUCGGCAGGAAAUAUCAAAUCAUAGAUGUCACAGAAGAAAUCGAGGAGGAUCUAGAAUUCCUAAAAGAUCUGGCAAUAAUAUGCAGAUUCAUAGGCCCGAGGGUUGAACGGAAAAAGAUCUAUAAGUGGAUCAAUGAAACAUGGAAAACCCCCCAAAUCACGAAAUUCAUACAGCGUGGCUUUUUCAUUGUAAUUUUUGCAACGGAAGAGGAAAGAUUGAAAGUACUGGAAGGCGGAGUAUGGUAUAUGGAUUCAGCCCUGCUUUACAUCCAAAGAUGGCACAGGAAUUUCAACCCAUUGAUCACAGAACCAUAUGAGAAACCAGUCUGGAUCCGAUUGAACAAUUUACCCAUGGAAUAUUGGACGGAGGAAGCGCUACAUAAAAUUGGUCAAUCACUGAGUACCCUAAUUGACAUCGACACCGAAAUUGCGGAGGGGGAUUCCUACCUAUAUGCUAGGCUUUGGGUAGCUGCUGAUAGAACGAUUCCGUCUGAAAUUAAGUUACUUGCACAUGGCAAGGAAUGGAUACAGACUGUAGAAAUAGAGGAGGAUAAGGUGUACUGUCUGAACUGCGGAAUGCAGAAUCACCCAACAGGAAAAAUGCAGAAAAUUUAA
Cryptomeria japonica (Japanese cedar) is the source of this 687-nucleotide messenger RNA. RefSeq lists its product as uncharacterized. The record is from RefSeq and is a predicted model, not a curated record. The transcript has a single exon. NCBI's taxonomy places the organism in Eukaryota, Viridiplantae, Streptophyta, Pinopsida, Cupressales, Cupressaceae. Bases 1 to 687 code for a protein of 228 amino acids.